UUGAAGACACCACAAUGAAUGGUCAUUUUCCAUUUGUCAAAGAAAUAAUUGUGUUGAGCUGAAUCAUAUAGGUUUGGAGGAAAAAAGUUUGUCUAUAUCAGCAUUUUCGAUUGAUGAUAGUUUACAAUUUGCGAGAGUCAGACAAAAAUUAUCUUGCGGCAUUCUGAGGGUUGAGUAGACUUUUUUUAAAGUGCAAAUGUGAGAUAAAAAUAAUUUGGAAAUUUGGAAUCGGAGUUUGCAUGUUGAUAUGACAGCGAAACAUUCUACCAUAAAAGCGACAUAUUAGUUAAUUCAUUUUAAAGUACUUUCUUUUACUGCAAUUUAAUAUUGUUUUAAGAAUAUUGAACGAAGAUGACGAUUGGAAAUAAUCUGACAGAAGAAGAAAAGGCUGCCAUUGAAGAGUUGAAAAGGAGAACAAUAAAUGAUAUAACUCCAAAGAUGCGUCAAGAUGAGACUUUAUUUUAUAGAUUUCUUAAAGCUCGUGACUUCAAUUUACAGAAGAGUGAAGACAUGUUAAGAAAACAUAUUGUUUGGAGGAAAGAAUUCCAAGUGGAUACAAUUUUGACAGAUUAUAAACCUCCAGAAGUACUGGUAAAAUAUCUUCCAGUAUCCUUGGUUGGAUAUGACAAGGAAGGCUCCCCGAUAAUUUACACUGAUAUGGCUGGUGAUCCAAAAGGCAUUAUAGGCUCUGCAAAGAAGACUGAUCUUAUAAAAUAUGUCAUCAGAAUAUACGAAAAAGCUGUUGAAAGUAUGAAGGAACAAAGUGUGAAGCAUGGGAAACCAGUGACAUCUAUGGUGCAAAUAUAUAAUUAUGCGAAUAUGACCUUCACCAAGGCUACUAAUAGAAAAUCUAUAGAAAUGGUGAAAUUGGGAAUUGAUAUAUUUCAAGAUAACUAUCCAGAAAGACUAAAAGUCGUAUUUGACAUUAACACAUCAUUUUACUUCAGCUUAUUCUUUCCAUUCAUAAAAGUAGUUUUGGCACCAGCAGUCUAUAACAAAAUUCAUUUUUAUGGAGAAGAAAAAUGGAAAGAUGAUCUUCUUGAGAUUAUUGAUGCAGAUGUACUUCCGGCGUUUCUUGGUGGAAAUCAUACUGAUCCAAAUGGAGAUCCGAUGUGCAACAGCUUUAUCGUUCAUGCAAAAACAGUGCCUGAAAGUUACUAUCUAAAAAAAUCUGAGAAAAUUCUGUGCCAGACUGAAGGAGUAAAUAAAAUUAUUGUGACUCGAUUCUCGACAGAAACCAUAAAUCUUGAAGUAAAAGAAGCUAAUUCGUUUCUGGAAUGGGAAUUUGAGACAAAAAAUAAAGACAUUGGAUUUGGUGUAUAUUUUAAGGAAAAUGACUCUAAGAUUAUUGAUCUUAUACCAAAACAAAGAAUUGAUACAUAUUACGGUUCAGAAACGGGAGUUUACAAAUGUGAAAAGCCUGGCACAUAUAUUGUUGCAUUUGAUAACUCUUACAGUUGGCUAUAUCAAAAGGAAGUUUAUUACAAAAUUAGGGUGAUUGAUCCGAAUUCUGUUUAAAAUCAUUAAAACACUAAUCAGGACGAAGAUUGAUGACAACAGAAUUGUAAUCUAAUUUUAAGUGAAUUUUUAUUAUUUUGCUUCCUAACUUUCUUGUUGUAAAUAUAUUGUACAGGUUUAAGUAAUGCUUUAAAUUAUUAAAUAGCACUUUCCAACCUAUAUACAUAUUGAAUGUUAUUUAAACAAAUAAUCAAAAUAACUUUAUUUGCUUUCCAAAUUUAAUAAUUACAUAUUUAUAUGGAUAUUUUUUGUUACAUUUUUUAAGCUUGAUGUGUGAAGCUGUGUAUCGUAGUUUCAAACAUUAGUAAGUGAACAGUAUAUAUUUUAAAGGUAUUUCAAUAAAUGUUCAAAAUAGCUGAAUUGUGUUUUUCUAAAUCAGUAAUAUAAUCUGUACUAUUAAAACAGUAUAUAUCUUAAGUAAAGGCUUAAACUAUGCUUUCCGAUAAGAUAACAUUGUAUAAAAAUUAAAUACAUUUUAUGUGGUUUAAAUAAAUUGCCACUGGACCUGGGAAUUCGGGCAAUACUUUCAAAACCGACAAAAUAUAAGUUUAUUUAAAAAUUGCAAGAAUUGAAGAAAAAUAUAAAAAUAUUACUUUUAAUAAACUUAAAUAUUUCUAAUUAAAAUAGAAGUAUGUAAUUUUGACAGAGUAAGUAAAAGAAAAAAUAUUUAAUUAAAACAAAAGUAUAAAGUUUUAUUAGAAUUGAAAAAAAUACGUAUAUUUUUAUACCAUUACCACAAAUAUUUAUACCAAUGCCACAGUUUUAAUCAUCUCUGUUUUCGGCACACUGAAUAGCUAUAGCACUCUCGAUAGCUGUAGGGUUAUUACACACUAGAUAACUUUAAUAGCACUAGAUAGUUCUAAUUAAACCGCUUCUUUUCUAAACGAAAUCUUUGCACGGCCUAGAAUGGUGGAACAAGUUUGGAAAAGGCUUUAGUCACUUAAAUAUCUAUAUUUAUUUUGGCCAUUUGUCUCUUUCAAAAAAUUAUCCAAUUUAAAAUUCCUUAUUGGUUUCACUUUUCAAAAACACUUUCACUCACAAAGGCAUUUUCUUUGUCAACCAGGAAAAAUGAUUUGUGAUCCAAAUGUUUUUUGAUGAAACGGGAAUCUCCAAAUCUUGAAAAAAAUAUUAUCAAAAGUUUAAAUUCCUGGUUAUCCAUUUACAUAAAAAAUAUGCUGAUGGUCCACAGAAAUAUAACAGCUUUCAAAACCUUCAACACUACCUUUGAGAACGGAAAUUACUUACGCUGAAAAUACUUUAUUCCUAGCAUUGAGAUUUGGUGAUAGUCGGAAUUAUGCUUUGGCGCUACCCAUUAAUUCGUCUCCCAAAACAUUCGUAAAGGUGAUAAUUCUUUUGAUCUAACCAUGCGGUCUUAAUAUCCUGAAGACCACAAUGCACAACCUAUGUAUGAGAAAAUAAUGCAUGUAAAUAUUUCUGUCUAGGAGAAAAUGGAAGCAACUGGAGAGAUAGGAGAUUCUCAUGUAGUAAUCUUACUUUAUGUCGAAGUACGUUAAAGACAUAUAUGUCGGGAAGUGCAAGAUAGAAAUUAGAAAAAAAUCAGUCCCAUAUUUCUGAGUUGCAUUUCUUGCAACAUCAGAAGCAGAUGUACUUUAAAGAAAGGGUAAUCAUUGAACGGACUGCGAAAUUUUUCAAGAGUAAUUUUCAGUUUUUCAUAUAAAAUAGCUUUGUUGCUUUUGUAAAUUUACCGAUUACCUCAAAGAUGAGUUCUUAAGGGAAUUAAACUGAAUCUGAAUCUCUGAGAAUCUACGGAGAGAUAACGUUUUUGUAAAAUAAUGUAACCAAUAUAUAUUCUUCUCAAGCAAAUCUGUCUUAAAAUGAACCUGUUCGAAAUUUCGUGAAAUUAUAGUUGUUAAACGUAAAAAUUAAUGCCGAUUAAAAAUUAAAAAGAAUACUGAAAAUAUCUGUAUUUUGACAUUAUUUUUUCGUAAUUAGUAGUUAUAAGAAUAACAUUAUCUAUUUAAAAUAAUCUGGAAGAAUAUUAUUAACAAAAUAAUUAUUUUAAAUAAAAAUACAACAUACACCCAAGCACAUCCAAGCACGUAUAUGAAUAGAAUUAGGGGUUAAUGCUUUACUUAAUUUUGGUAUGAUUUGUUCAAAACAUUGAAUUUUGAAUUAUCAAGCAAAGAAUAAUUUAAUAGUUUUUAGGACAUAAAACAUUUUUAAAUUAUAUUGUCAAAGAAUUAUUUAAGAAAAAAGUUUAAAAAAAUGUAAUAAUUAUAUUUUGAAUAAUAGUAUUUAGAUAUCACUUCAAGUCCUUUAAAGCACAGAAUGAAACAUACAUUAGGAAUUAUGUUUAUAACUGCACUACUCUAAUUUUUUUAGAUUAAAAAAGACUUAUAUAUUAUCUAUAGUAAUAAUUCAUUCUAUAACACAUAUAAAAUGUUUUGCAAAUAUUCCCCAUGGAGGGAAAUAAUUCGUCGGAUUAUUUUUUCUACUUUUUCUUCUUGAAUGGGUAUCAUAAUUAAUAUAAUUUCUUACCUUCAAUGGCAUCAUUUUCUACUUAUAAAGGAGGAGAAAUUUCAAAGUAAUAUAAUUCAAUUUAUAUUAAAUAAUAGGUGUGUAAAGAUUCAUAUGAUAUAUUGCAUGGUGUUACAUUACAUUUCCAGCAAUUUCCAGAAAUUUUCACUUUCAUAUGGAAUUAUAAAUAAUGAUCAAGAUGCAUCAAGUUCUUCCAAACUUAAUAAUAAAGUAAAGAAAAUUGUUUUCCUAGAAUUGUAUUAAGUUCGAAUAAUUCCAAAUUUUCAACACAAAUGACUGAUGAUUAUGAAUAAUAGAUAGUCAUGAAUGACAGUUAAUAUCAGUCAUUCAUGAACAUUAUUAAAUGUGCAAUCACAUUUUCUACCUUGUUUAAAAUUUUGACGUAAAUCAGCGUUUAAAUAUAUAUAGUAAACUAUUUACACGUGUGUGUGUGUGCUUGUGAUUGAUAAAAUGCAGUGAAAACCGAUUUAUUUUAUAACUUUUAUUUAGUCAUAUAUGUUUUCCAAAUUAUUGUAAGAAAAUAUUAUUUAAUAAAUUUGAUAACUUUCUAAAAUAUGUUCAAAUGAUCAAAAAUACAUUUAAUUCACAGAUUAAAAAACAUUUAAACUCUUGAUCAUCCAUUUGACAAUAUAUUGAUUAUUGAAAACUCAAGGGAUAAAAUUGGAGAGGAGAGGUGAGAAGAAGGAAGAUUGGUAAAUUGGGAAGGUGAUGAGAAAGGUAAACUAACCCCUGGCUUUCCAACUUUAUUGGUGAAGGACUUGAGAUCCCGUGUUGCUCACCCGAUGUGACACCCUCAAUCAUGUUCGGCGAUGCAGGAAGUCGUCAUCGACGGUUUGUCCGAAGAAGAACGAACCAGCAUGCCGCGUAGAGAUGAAAGGUCACAAAUCCCCGACUGACCCCAUGUGAUGCAUUUUGAAUAGCGGCCAGCUCCUCCUUCGGAAGACACCACUGGAAUAAGAAGAGCGGUGACAUCUUGACCAUGCUCAAGUAAAAUAUCAAAUCACUGACCGGAGAAAAGCCAACAGGUAACCUGACGUCCUCGGUUAAGCCCCGUUCCAAUUACCUGUGCGCGUCUGGAGACAGACACAUUUUCCACUUUUUCCUCUCUCUUGUAGUUUUUACGGGGUUCUUUUAUGUCUGUUAAGUUUACCGACAAUUUGUGAGAAACCCCGGACCGACGUCCAUAGGCGAGGAUGCUCAUGCAAUGGGUUAGACCAAAUCCGUAAGAUCACAAGUCAUAGCAAAGCGACUUUAGAAUAACAGGAUGCUUCUCUAAUCCAUUGAUGAAAAGAAAGAACCAUCUGUAUGGAGAACGCCAGUUUCUUCCAAAUAUCUGUGAACUAGCACAAACCAUCUAGCUGUUCGCUCCAUUCCCAAAAGCUGAACAUACCCCCUAAUGACAGGGUCAUUCACUCCUAUCCACAUUGAUUGACCAGAGAUGAACUUAUAAAAUGCGACCAGAAAUAUUCUUGCUUCACUCGUUUGUUUUUCAACUGAUCCUUUACAGUUAAGAAACACAAGUUUUUCAUAGUUACUAUUUUUGUUCUGGGUCUUUUACUUUUAAUAGUGAGAUAAGUUCGAAUCGGAACUUUUUCAAAUUUUAUUAGCAUAUUUUUGCACAUUGAUGUUAAAAUUUUGGAUAUUAUAUAAAGAAAAGAAUAAUUGAAUAUUUUUCUUUAAAAUAAUAAAAGAGAAAGUUAAAUUAAAAAUUAAAAAUAAAAA
This is a messenger RNA of Argiope bruennichi, 5739 nucleotides long. Its product is annotated as retinal-binding protein-like. The transcript is spliced from 13 exons. Lineage: Eukaryota; Metazoa; Arthropoda; Arachnida; Araneae; Araneidae. The record is from RefSeq and is a predicted model, not a curated record. Bases 352 to 1518 code for a protein of 388 amino acids. Gene Ontology annotation, cellular component: cytoplasm.